This is a messenger RNA of Paramisgurnus dabryanus, 1840 nucleotides long. RefSeq names its product phosphate cytidylyltransferase 1A, choline a (gene pcyt1aa). NCBI's taxonomy places the organism in Eukaryota, Metazoa, Chordata, Actinopteri, Cypriniformes, Cobitidae. Gene Ontology annotation, cellular component: endoplasmic reticulum. Gene Ontology annotation, molecular function: phosphatidylcholine binding; choline-phosphate cytidylyltransferase activity. Gene Ontology annotation, biological process: CDP-choline pathway. The record is from RefSeq and is a predicted model, not a curated record.
UGCUGCCAUCUUGAAAAUCUAUUGAGUUGAUCCAGACGUGUUUGAAGCAGCUUCUGUCAAAUCGGAAAAGCUCAUAUCGCCCACAUUGAGCCAUUUAAAUCCCGAGACACUCCCAACUACAUCCAAACUUCAACCUGUCAACAGCACCUAAGAUAUCGCCUUUAACGCCAUCUAAACAAACAGGAGUCGAAAUGGAGGCUCAUGGCUCAGGACGUUUGUCCAGGAAGAGAAAGAGAGAAGGGUCCAAUGGGGAGGCAGAAGAGGGAGAGAAACAAUUGAAGCUUAAACGAUGCACAGUGGGUCUGAAAUAUCCAGCUCCAUAUGCAGACCAACUUGAAUCAAUGGAAGAUAAGCCAUACGAGCGUCUCACCAUUGAAGAAGCUCGCAGAGGCACUCCACCUGACAGGCCUGUCCGGGUGUAUGCUGAUGGGAUCUUCGACAUGUUCCAUUCAGGACAUGCCCGAGCUCUCAUGCAGGCCAAAUGCCUUUUUCCCAACACACACCUCAUUGUUGGCGUGUGCAGCGAUGAUCUCACACACACGUUAAAAGGCUUCACUGUCAUGAAUGAGGACGAACGUUAUGAUGCGAUUAGUCACUGUCGUUAUGUGGAUGAAGUAGUCCGGAACGCUCCGUGGACCCUUACACCUGAGUUCCUCACCAAACAUCGGAUUGACUUUGUGGCCCAUGACGAUAUCCCCUAUGAAUCAGCUGACAGUGAUGAUGUUUAUAAGCACAUCAAAGAAGCAGGAAUGUUUGCACCGACCCAAAGGACAGAGGGCAUUUCCACCUCUGACAUCAUCACACGCAUUGUGCGAGAUUACGACGUAUACGUCAGACGAAAUCUUCAGCGUGGCUACACAGCUAAAGAGCUCAACGUCAGCUUUAUCAACGAAAAGAAGUAUAACCUUCAGGAGCGUGUUGACAAGGUGAAGAAAAAAGUGAAGGAUGUGGAAGAAAAGAGUAAAGAGUUUGUGCAGAAAGUGGAGGAGAAGAGCAUCGACCUUAUCCAGAAAUGGGAGGAGAAAUCUAGAGAGUUCAUUGGCAACUUCCUGCAAAUGUUUGGACCAGAGGGAGCAUUGAAACACAUGCUGAAGGAGGGAAAAGGCAGAAUGUUACAGGCCAUCAGUCCGAGGCAAAGUCCCAGCAGCAGCCCCACACGCGAGCGCUCGCCCUCCCCGACUUUCCGUCUCCCGUUCUUCAACAAGACCUCCCCUCCCUCCUCCCCUUCCUUCGAGCACAGCGGCACCCUGUCCAGCUACAGCUUCGCUGCCCGUGGACAUGCCAUCAGCGAGGAUGAGGAGGACGAUGAAGAUUAAAGUGCAUCUGAACUCCAUGCACCUGUCUUCCAGCACUGGCGAUUGAACCUCAAAAGCCAAGCAAUCCUUAUACACUCAAUAAGUUUCGCCCUCUGUAUUUUCGCUGACUUAAAAGAUAUGAAGAUUUAAAACGAAGCACCCACUGUGCACUGUCAGUCUAGAGGCUUAUUGUAAAAUGUAGUGACUUCAAGUCAUUGUCAGUGAUGGGAUGUGCGUAUUAAAAACUUUAGCAUGUCGUUUUAAAUAAUGCAGGAUUGACGGGGGUUUUAAUUGCAUUUCAGAAGAAGCAGAAAUGGUAUUAAUACUUUUUUUUUUUUUUUGAUCAUUAAUGUUCAGUUUGAAUGAUUUUAUUGUUUUUAUUAUAUUAUAUAGUUGUUAGAUAUUACUAAGUUCAUGUUCCUUUCCUUGAAAUGGGCAAGAUUAGCGAGCAAAUGUCAAAACCAUUAUUUGCGCGAUCAUGUGUUUCGCAUGAGUUGUCCUGUCUGUGCAAGAGCUAAAAAAAUGAAGAUGUUUUUAUCAUGUGA